AUGGCUCCAACAACAGUGGUCGAAGACAGAUUGACGUCUGGACACCGGCUGUCGCACCCCCCGUCUGGAGAUGAGGUAUACGUCACCGGAGUCUCGGGGUACUUCCCGGAUUCCGAUUCAGUGAAACAUCUACAAGAAAACCUUUUUAAUAAGGUGGAUUUAAUCUCCUCGGAUGACAGACGUUGGAAACUGGCACACCCUGAGAUACCGCAGCGGACAGGCAAGAUCAACAAUGUCAACAAGUUCGACGCCUCCUUCUUCGGCGUCCACUACAAGCAGGCGCACACCAUGGACCCCAUGUGCAGGAUCUUAUUGGAGAAAGCCUAUGAAGCUAUCGUUGAUGCCGGCCUAAACCCAAAAGAGCUUCGUGACACGAAAACCGGUGUUUUCAUUGGCGCUUGCUUCUCCGAAUCCGAGAAAACUUGGUUCUACGAAAAGAUGCAGGUUAAUGGAUUCGGUAUCACUGGUUGCUCAAGAGCUAUGUUAGCCAAUCGGAUCUCCUAUUGGCUUGGUGUAACCGGUCCAUCAUACACCGUCGACUCGGCUUGUUCGAGUUCCCUGUACGCCUUGGAACACGCCUUCAGAGCUAUCAGGGAUGGGCACUGUGACGCGGCCAUUGUCGGGGGAUCAAACCUGUGUCUCCAUCCCUUCGUGUCUUUGCAGUUCUCUAGAUUGGGAGUAUUGUCCCCGGACGGCAAGUGCAAGAGUUUUGAUAACAGCGCUAAUGGCUACGCUCGCUCUGAAGCCAUAGUCGUUUGCUUCCUGCAAAAAGCCAAGGACUCCAGGAGGGUAUACGCACAGCUCCUUCACGCCAAAACCAACUGUGACGGCUACAAAGAACAGGGUAUUACGUACCCAGCCGGUCACAUUCAGAAGUUGCUACUCCGAGAGUUCUACGAGGAGUGCUCGAUCCCGCCGUCCGAAUUGGAAUUCGUCGAGGCUCAUGGAACAGGUACUCGAGUGGGUGACCCCGAAGAGCUGUUGGCUAUUGAUGAAAUUUUCUGCACGGGUCGUUCCGGGCCACUACUCCUAGGUUCCAUAAAGUCGAACCUUGGACAUUCAGAGCCUGCAUCUGGCUUAUGUUCUAUAGCUAAAAUGUGCAUAGCCUACACUACUGGGUACAUUCCACCCAACUUGAACUACAGCAUUCCUCGAGAAGGAGUAUCGGCUCUCGUCGAUGGGAGAAUGAAUGUAAUCACAGACAAGCAGGCUUGGAACAGAGGGAUGUCGGGAAUCAACAGUUUUGGUUUUGGCGGCGCAAACGCUCACGUUCUUUUGAAGAAUGUAGCUAGGGACAAGGUAAACAAUGGAAUUCCUAAAGACGAUCUACCCCGUCUUGUGUGUGCAUCGGGGCGAACCGAAUCAGCUGUGGCGCGAAUCUUUGAUGAUCUUGAAUCCAGGACCGUUGAUGCUGAAUUAGUCAGACUUUUACAUUCCAUCCAUGAUCAAGACAUCGCUGGCCACGUUGUUAGAGGAUUUACGUUAUUGGGUUCUACACCAACGAAGAGUGAGUCAUUAGCUAGAGAUAUCCAAUACUAUUCCGGUGUACGUCGUCCUGUUUGGUUUGUGUAUUCUGGCAUGGGCUCGCAGUGGCCUGGAAUGGGCGCUCAACUAAUGAGGAUACCCGUGUUUGCGGCUGCCAUCGAAAAAUGUAACAAUGUCCUUAAACCAAAAGGCAUUAACGUGGUCAAGAUCAUCACCGAUUCCGACCCCAAAAUGUUUGAUGAUGUUCUGAAUUCUUUCGUCGGUAUUGCGGCCAUUCAGAUCGGUCUUACUGACGUCCUGAAAAGUGUUGGCAUUGAGCCUGACCAUAUUAUCGGGCACAGUGUCGGUGAAUUGGGCUGUGCCUAUGCCGACGGAUGUUUCACCGCGGAACAGAUGAUCCUGUCGGCUUACAGCAGAGGUCUUGCUUCCGUCAAGACGACCCUCAUCAAGGGGUCCAUGGCGGCUGUGGGGCUUGGUUAUAGUCAAAUAAAAUCCAUGUGCCCACCCGAGAUCGUGGUAGCGUGUCACAAUGGCCCGGACUCCAGUACUAUUGCUGGCCCAGCUGACGCCAUGAAAGCUUUUGUGGCUAAGCUGACGGCACAAGGAAUCUUCGCUAAAGAAGUUCCUAGCUCAAACAUUGCUUACCAUUCGAAGUAUGUCGCAGAUGCAGGACCAAAACUACUGAAAUAUCUCAGUCAAGUGAUACCAUCACCGAAGCCUCGCACAGAACGCUGGGUUUCAACCUCCAUACCACAGUCUCAAUGGAAAGAGAGCAAAGCUCGACUAUCUUCCGCUGAAUACCAUACAAACAAUUUACUGAGCCCAGUUCUUUUCGAGGAAGCGUCCCGUUUGAUCCACAACAAUGCCAUAACCAUCGAGAUUGCUCCCCACGGUCUGUUACAAGCAAUCCUGCGACGUUCCUUGAAGAAGGAUGUCAUUAACAUUCCACUGACCCAAAGGGGCCAUAGCGAUAACGUGCAAGUACUAUUGACAGCUCUGGGCAACUUGUAUGAAUCAGGACUGAACCCGCAUCUCGCAAACAUCUACCCUCAUAUACCGUUCCCAGUGUCGCAAGGUACUCCAAUGUUGGCGCAUUUGGUUGAAUGGGAACACAGUGAAGAUUGGUAUGUGACAUCGUACAAGGCUCAGGAUAAGAUGAAAUCAGGAGAACGUACUGUUAGGAUGUCUAUAGUCGAUGAAGACAGCGAGUAUAUGGCCGGACACGUUGUCGAUGGACGCAACUUGUAUCCCGCAACCGGGUAUCUAGUUCUUGUCUGGGAGACUUUGGGUAUGAUGAUGGGAGAACUCUACACGGAGGUAUCAGUAGUAUUCGAGAACGUUCGAUUCCAGCGUGCCACUAAUAUCCCGAAGGAAGGAAACUUGGAGUUCAUUAUUAUGAUACAAAAAGGCAGCGGUAAUUUUGAGAUUGUGGAAAGCGGAGCGUCAAUUGUAACGGGAAGGAUCUAUGCGAAGAAAAACGUAGGUCAAGAUUACCGGGUGUUGCCCUUCCCGAAGGAAGAAACCGGACCUAAUAUCAAACACUUACUCACUAAGGACUUUUAUAAGGAGUUGCGUCUGAGAGGCUAUCAAUAUAGUGGUCUCUUCCGCGGAGUUCUGGGCUGUAACGUAGAGGGGUCCCGUGGUCGACUAGCCUGGGUCAACAAUUGGGUCACCUUUAUGGACUGCAUGCUCCAACUGAAGAUCAUAGGUCAGGACACACGGGGGCUGUUCGUACCCACAAGGAUCGAGAAACUUUCCAUUGACGCAAAAAUGCAUUAUUACGCCAUAUCGAAGAUGAAUCCUGACGCCAAUAGGCAAUCCUUUGAAGUUCGCGUCUAUAACGAAGUGGAUGUUAUAAGGGCAGGUGGAGUUGAAAUUAGAGGUCUCAAUGCAACUCCGAUCACUAAAAGACUACCUUUGGGCGUACCUGUGCUGGAAAAGAAUGAAUUCAUACCAUUCAGCUCUAACACAAAGAUGACCGUUGAGGAUACUCUGAGAUCAGACAUUCAACUUAUACUGGAAAACAUUCAAACGUACAAAGUAAAAACCAUCGAGUUAGUAGACGAAGAAUACAAGAGCAACGCCCUGGAGCCAUUAAUAGAGAAGGUCGGAGAGUUGUUGGGAGAUCUGCCUUUAGUACAAGCUGAGCUUCUUUUGAUUUCUGAAGAUCCUAUUGAAAUGCCGUCAAACGUUACAGUGGAGAACAAGAAAUUGACCGGAGAAACGAAUACCGUUAUAUUUAUUGGGGCGAAUCUGCUAGAGAGACCAGAUGUCCUUCGCCAAGCCAUAUCGACUCUUCGUGACAAAUGUUUCAUCAUAAGUCGCGAGAAAAACCGCCCCGACUCUAAGACUUACGCCGAUAAAUACGAUAUCAUCACUAUACAAGACACGGGAUCAGAAUAUUUAGUGCUCUUUAGAAAGAGGGUGGGGGCUAGACCAGCGAAAUUCGUCAGAAUAGUCACUGCAGAUGAUACCUUCUCUUGGAUUGACAAAGUAAAAGAAGAAUUAAAGGAAGGUCAAAAAAUUGUGUUGUAUAGUCAAGACGAACAUAUCAAUGGAUUAUUGGGCUUGGUUAACUGCUUGAGGAAAGAGCCUGGUGGUGAGAUCGUGUAUGGUCUGUUGAUUAAUGAUCCUUCAGCACCACCCUUCGAUCCCGACCUUGAAUUUUAUGAAGAGCAACUGGACAAAGACUUGGCCAUAAAUGUUUAUCAGGAUGGCCAAUGGGGUACAUACCGUCAUCUUUUACUCGGUGAUUUGGACACAGUAAAAGCUAAGCACGCCUACGUGAACACGAUCACCAUCGGUGACCUGUCCUCAUUGAGAUGGCUCGAAGGACCAUUAAGACCGAACCACGUUUUCAAUAACCCUGACGAAAUACUCAUAAACGUGUACUGUACAGCUCUGAAUUUCCGUGACAUAAUGACGGCGACAGGUCGUGUUACUGUUGACGCUGUGGCCAGUGGGCGACUUGCACAGGAGUGCGUGCAAGGAUUCGAAGUUGUCGGACGGACGGCUAACGGUUCCCGGGUGAUGGGCAUGAUCCGUAAUAAGGGAUUGUCGAAUUUGGCUGCCGGUGAUAAGGCCUUGCUCUGGAGCAUCCCAGACGAGUGGACAUUCGAGGAAGCUGCCACAAUACCCGUCGCUUACGGAACGGUUUAUUAUGCAAUGGUCAUGGUCGCUCAAAUCAAACGCGGCGAGUCAAUCCUCAUCCACGCCGGAUCUGGUGGAGUGGGUCAAGCAGCCAUCAGCGUUGCGCUUCAUUACGGCUGCGAGGUCUUCACCACCGUCGGUACCGCGGAGAAGAGGGCUUUCAUCAAAAAGCUCUUCCCAGCACUCAAAGAUAGCCACAUAGGAAAUUCCCGUGACAUUACCUUCGAAGACAUGGUUCGUAGAGAAACGAACGGAAAAGGUGUCGACAUUGUCCUCAACUCAUUGUCGGACGAGAAAUUACAAUUAAUCUUGUGUUUCUUGGCCUCAGUAAGAUGUCUGACGUACAGAGGUCGUUUCCUGGAAAUCGGAAAGUUUGAUAUCAGUAACAACACGCCUAUCGGGAUGUACUUCUUCUUGAAGGAGACUUCCUUCCACGGUAUUAUGUUGGAUUAUAUAUUCGAUCAGAGCGACGAGUUCAGAAGGGGCUUGCAAGAUCUCCUUCUAAGCGGGAUCAUAAAUGGCGCGGUCCGUCCUCUGACAUAUUGUACGUUCGAGAAGAAUGAAGUUGAAACCGCCUUCCGUUAUAUGGCCGCAGGAAAACAUAUUGGCAAGGUAAUUGUCAAAAUACGCGACGAAGAACCAAGAGAGGAGGGACCAGUAAGACCAACGAUAAUUCCUGUGGAUGCCCUUCCGAGGUACAUUUGCAACGAGAACAAUGUCUACGUAGUGGUCGGGGGACUUGGUGGCUUUGGCCUGGAGCUAGCAGACUGGCUCAUUCUCAGAGGAGCCAGGAAGCUAGUACUGAACUCCAGAAGAGGACUCAGCAAUGGAUACCAAUCCUCAAGACUUAGAGCAUGGACUUCUUAUGGUGCUGAAAUCCACAUCUCCACUCAUGACAUUACAACCUACACUGGCUGCGAAGACAUGAUCAAAAUGGCCAACGCGCUAGGGCACGUGGACGCAAUCUUCAAUCUCGCUGUCGUACUCAAAGACUCAAUCUUCCAGAACCAAACUCCUGAAACUUUUAAGACCUCGUUUGGACCUAAGGCCAUUGCCACAAUGCACCUAGACAAAGUCACCCAGAAGCUUUGUCCCGGUCUGAAGGACUUCGUUAUCUUUUCAUCCGUAUCCUGUGGUCGUGGAAACGCUGGUCAAACCAAUUAUGGUAUGUCCAACUCUGUCAUGGAGAGAAUCUGUGAGUCCAGAAAGAAAAUCGGACUACCUGCUCUGGCGGUACAGUGGGGAGCCGUUGGAGAUGUCGGUUUAGUAGCAGAUAUGCAAGACGAAGACGUCCAGCUAGAGAUCGGUGGAACUCUUCAACAAAGAAUAUCAUCAUGUCUCCUAGCCUUAGAUAAAUUCAUGAAGCAGGACGCUCCUAUAGUUUCAUCCAUUGUGGUUGCCGAGAAGAAGGCCGGCGGCACUGGAUGUGGAAAUAUUGUGGAUGCUGUUGCUCAGAUAAUGGGUAUAAAAGACUUGAAGACCGUAUCACAGCAAGUGUCUUUGGCGGAGUUGGGUAUGGACAGUAUGAUGGCAGUAGAAAUCAAACAGACCUUAGAGAGAGAGUUCGAGAUAUUCUUAACCGCUCAAGACAUUAGGACGCUUACAUUCGCAAGAUUGGUAGAACUGACAGCUCAGCGUGAAGCAGCGGCAUCGACAUCAGCAGCAAGACCUAUAACGGUCGAAGGAGCUGCUGGUUUCCGAGUUUUGUUGAGGAACUUCGGAGACGAGAACUUGGCAUCCGAACCACUGAUUUACAUGCCGACUUUGCUGUCUGAUGGAGUUGAGGGCGAAGAGGUAAUUCAAGCGACAGAGCGUGUGAUGUUCAUGGUACCGGGCUUAGAAGGUUGUGCUGCUGUCCUCGAACCGCUGUGUCGUAGAUUAAAGACAAAGGUCUGCGUUUUGCAACUCGGAGUCGAACAUAAAAACGAAAAUUUGGAACAGAUGGUGGACCGCCUUUACCAGACUGCUAUUUCAAAAAUAACACCGGGAACUCCAUUCUGGCUUCUUGGAUAUAGUUUUGGAUCAUUGUUGACUUUGGAGCUAGCUGCCAGAUUGGAGAGAGAAGGCUACCACGGUGUGGUGUUCUGCUUGGACGGCGCUCCGGAGUUCCUUCACGCGAUCCUCACCAUGACCAUCAGUUUCAAAAACGACUUCCAACUCCAGAACAGCCUCAUCUGCCACACGAUAGACAUCGUGGCCCCGAACAACACAAUCGGGAAAGAGCUAAUGGAAAAACUGAACGAAUAUGAAUCUUACGAGGAAAGAGUUGAGGUCGCUAUUAAAAUGUCUCCCAUACAAACUAAAUAUUCAGACAAAUUCAUCGGUGCCAUAGCUGCGGCGAGUUACGACCGUCUCAAAGUAGUCCUAAACUAUAAUACGAAGACUGUGAACAAAUUGAAAUCGCCGAUAGUUCUUAUGCGUCCGAAAGAGAAUCCUCCUAACGUUACAUGUGAGGACAACUAUAGCUUGGAUAAAUUUUCUGAUAAUUUAACAGUGCAUUUCUUGGAAGGUAACCACGUUAGUAUAAUUGAGAACAAAGAUUGCGCUAAUAUCAUAAACAGAAUGUUGGCUGAACGCGAUGAAAAAACGGGCAAAGUGAGUGAUAAUGUUGUAACUAACAUGUUAGAAAAUCAAAGAGAGGUUAAAGUUUAA
This is a messenger RNA of Bombyx mandarina (wild silkworm), 7287 nucleotides long. It is a transcript of the gene FASN3, whose product is annotated as Fatty acid synthase 3. NCBI's taxonomy places the organism in Eukaryota, Metazoa, Arthropoda, Insecta, Lepidoptera, Bombycidae. Gene Ontology annotation, biological process: fatty acid biosynthetic process. Gene Ontology annotation, molecular function: fatty acid synthase activity; 3-oxoacyl-[acyl-carrier-protein] synthase activity; phosphopantetheine binding. The record is from RefSeq and is a predicted model, not a curated record.